CGACCCUCAUACGAUACGAGCGGGCACAUCAUCGCGCUACUGAAGAGUGGUCGUGAGGCUUUUUGGCCGGCUCUGAGGCUUUUACAGUACACUUACUCGUUGUACGUUCGUGGGAGAUGGAAAUAUCAGCAUCAAUAAAGGGGUUUCUCCAAUCCAGCCAUAUGCAUGCCAAUUAAACCUCCAAAAUCCCUCUACACGUGCAUCACAUCGCAUCCAUCCCUCCUAGCAACUCGGUUCAGACGGAACGUUAGACACUCACCUUACCUGACCACUCGCUGAGCCUCCAAGGAACGCCUAGCCCGUAACCUUCUCGUCCUGUCUCUGGACCCCACGCACCACUCUUCCUUCUCCUCUCCUACUCACUACCCACCACCCAUCGCUUCGCCUUGGCUUGCCGCUCACCCCUCCGCUUCUGCCCGCUGAUCGCCGCCUCGCCUAGGCGCUUAUAGGAUUCCCCUGCUGUUGCUGUGCCGCUGCUCGCUGUGCUGUGCCGCCUUUCCGUGCCAGCCUGACCACCAUCUGUCUUCCUCCCUCCACUCCCCAUUCCCCGCUUAGAGAUAACAGUUCUCCGCGGCUGGUCUGGUCGUUCUAUCAACCACCCAUCGUGCGUUUGUUCUCCGCGACAAGUGGUGCCAUCGAUUGAAAGAGAGCCUUGUGUCCGACGCUAGUUAGCGGGUAUUGAAUCUCAUCGCCUCAGAGAGGGUGCAUGUGAUCAGUGUACGUCAGGACGAGAUAAAGUUGGAGUAAGACGCUAAGCGCGGUGCACUUUUGGCACGUUGAAACGAGAUAUCAUUCUUGAGGUCUAAAGACCGAAGACCGAAGACUGAGGGGCUGUGAGUUUUUAGGCCGACGUUGGGGGAUUCACUGACGCUAGAGAUUGAUUCUCACCUUUCUUGCAACUCUGGUUCAGUCCGGCCAUCAGACGCAUCAUCAUCGUCGUUAAACAUCAUAACCCAUUACUUCUCAGAAUCUCUGAGUCACAUCUCUAUUCACUAGACCUCAGAUCACCCUCCAUUACCACAGAACCUCAGAAUCUCAAACCACCUCUCCAUUACCACAGAACCUCACAUCACCUCACAUCACCUCACCGUCACCUCUAUCAUCCAUCACCCGCCCAUCCACCACCACCACCACCACCACCACCACCCAAAAAAUGAGCGACUCCAAAUCCCUUCCCCCAGAUUUCCCCACCGACCCCUCCUCCCCCUCCGACCUCCCCCCCCCCGCCUACACCUCCAUCUACGACUCCUCCCCUCCUCCCUCCGACACCAAACAAUCCCCCUCUAACCCGCUCACCAACCUCCGCACCCGCAUCGCCGCCAACCGCGCCUCCUCCUCCGAUCCUGCUGCAGUCUUGCACCGACGGCUGGUCACGCACAUGGCCUCGCGGACUGAGAUGUUUUUGGCCGAUUACGGGAGUACGGGGUUUACGGCUGCGAAGCUGAGUUUCUGCGCAAACGGCCACGUCUCACCUACCUCCUCCGAAGUUUUGACAGGCACAGCUGCGGAGGAUGCAGAGAAGGAGUUUAUUGAAUUCGACGUCCUGGAAAGUGACCACUUCUGGGACGACCAGGACGCAGCGAAUGGGCUGGCAAAGGGGUUAGAGAGGGCGUUGGAGGAGAAAUUGGGAUUGAAGGGGAUGAGAGGGGAGGGGGUGGAUGUGAGUGUGAAGGAGGAGCAGGGGGGGUGGAGGAGGGAGAAUGUGUUUGGGGUUUGGGAGACGGGGACGGGGUGGGGGGUUGUGGUUAGGGUGAGGGUUGAUGUUGGGGAGUAA
Pseudogymnoascus verrucosus is the source of this 1774-nucleotide messenger RNA. RefSeq lists its product as uncharacterized. The record is from RefSeq and is a predicted model, not a curated record. The transcript has a single exon. The coding region runs from base 1154 to 1774 and encodes 206 amino acids. Lineage: Eukaryota; Fungi; Ascomycota; Leotiomycetes; Thelebolales; Thelebolaceae.